Molecule: messenger RNA, 878 nt
Organism: Cylicocyclus nassatus
Lineage: Eukaryota; Metazoa; Nematoda; Chromadorea; Rhabditida; Strongylidae
Source: the annotation of a GenBank genome assembly
GAAAGGAUGAAUGGUGAACAGUUGCAAGAUUUUCUCACCGAUUUAUCGAAGACUGAAAUUCGUCUUGGUAACCGAGACGACGUCGAAGUUAUGAAGAAAUUCUUGGUCGAAUGGGCGCAAAACACUAUGCUUUGCGCCAAUUAUAUAACUGUUAACUAUAGAUGAAGGUACACUCUAAUGGAUUUGUACCGCACGCAAAGAAAGAAAUAAUAAACGAGUCCGUGCAAUUUAAUCAGUUAGCCAAGAGAAUCGGACGGGAUUUGAGCCAGACAUGUGCCAAAAUGGAAAGGUUGGCCGAGUUGGCAAAAAAGAAGAGCCUUUUCGAUGAGAAGAGCGAUAUGGACCACUUGUCUAGAGUCGUAAAGGAGGAUAUCACCGGUUUGAAUAAACAAAUAGUAGCCCUUCAAGAGUUUUCGCGAAGACGCAAUGGUGGCAUGAAAAACCAAGGCACUGGUCACACCCAGCUUGUUGUGGUCGGUCUCCAGUCGAAAUUGGCAAGUGUGAGUAAGGACUUUCAAAGCGUAUUGGAGAUCAGUACGGAAAACUUGAAACACCAAAAAAGCAGGCGAGAAAAGUUUUCGCACGCGGAUCACCUUCCCACAUCACUUCCAUCAUCUUCAAGUGGUUCAAAUGUUCGCUCGCGUCUUCUUGAAGAUGACAAUCAGCAUGGUGUCCCCCGUAAUAGUAGUGUUACUCUGGAUAUGGGCGCUAUGGAACAAAUGCGAGUUCAACAACAGAUGACACUACAAGACCAAUCAGAUAGCUAUGCGCAAGCCCGUUCAAAUGCUAUGGAAACUAUUGAAGGUUCGAUUUCUGAAUUGGGACAAAUUUUUGCGCAGCUUGCAAGCCUUGUCAGCGAACAAGGUGAAAUGAUCACA